Messenger RNA from Lachancea meyersii CBS 8951, 2034 nucleotides. Lineage: Eukaryota; Fungi; Ascomycota; Saccharomycetes; Saccharomycetales; Saccharomycetaceae. The record is from the annotation of a GenBank genome assembly.
AUGAGUGUUCCCAUGGACGUUGUUGGCAGUGGGGCCCAGCCACCUAGUCGACUGCUACUGCCAAGAGCGGAUUCCACCACCAAGUCCCAAAGCUCAUCAUCCAAGUCCACCUCGUCUGGCUCUUCAACAUCUAAAUGUAAUGGUUCGUCUUGUACCAAACCAACUGACGACUCCCAAUCAUACGCGGUGGCCAUCGCUGUGGUUGUACCAGUGUUUGUAGUGUGCUUGGUUUUAGCAUUCGUCCUCUACAAAGUGUGGAAACGCGGGAAAAAGGAGGCAAGUGAGGAUAAUGAUCCAGAUUUUGAUGGAGAUGGCGAAUAUCUCCCGUCAGAUGAGCAAAACAUGAAAUUUAGGGAACUUAGCGCACCGGGAACGUUCACGGACAGCAAUUUCGAAGAUCUUGAGUUAAAAAGCCAAAGCCAUGCGACACCAUCCCAUGCGUGCACUCCUAACAAGUCUCAUUUCCCAUUGAACCCAUUCCAACUGCCACGAGGCGACGAUGCUGAGGAACUUCGGUCAUUUGCUCGCUCUGUGAAUAAUCAUGAGUUGGACGCUUACAAGCUUGCGUCUCGCAGCGUUAGCGAAGUGUCUCUUGUGCGGUCAGACAGAAUAUUUCAGAGACCACAAAUUUUGGCUCGUAAUGGUAAGAGUAGCUCUUUUACUAGCAGCAACAUGAUCUCUGUGGAAUCAGCUUCUAACUGGGCUGCAAACGAUGACAACUUAUCGACACAGUCAAGUGUUGUAAAUGGUGACUCAACCUCUGAGAUGGAAGACAGUCCAAUAAAACGAGCCCCAGGCGAAGUUAAACAGGGGUUCAUUACCAGUGCGAUUGGCUUAGACCCUGAGAAAAGUAACAGUGAAAGCAGAUCGUCUGAAAGCUUUGUCGACGCUUCUCGUGAGAUACAGGAAAUUAAUGAGGUGAGGUAUACCGGAAAGGAUGACUCAGAAGAAUUAUAUUUAAGCUCUAAAGAAGAGGAGAACAUCAAGAGAAUGAAAAGCAUUUACGAGGUUUACCUGGACCGAAACGGAACUGUAAGGACGGUGAGACCAUCAAAACAUGGAGAAGCUACUGACACCGAGCCUCAGAGCAAUGCCUUUGUCACGACCCGAUCCCUCCCACAGGAAGCACCAUUGACCAUUGGCCACGCCACAGAUCUGCAAAAUGGUCUGAAUGCACAGCAGUCACACAAUGAGAUUCCCACAACUGAAAAUCAAAAUGCACUACAGUUGCCUCGUACUGAUGACGAAGACCGUGCAGACAGAAGGGCAGUUUCCUCUAUAUACUCAGAACUACCCACGUUUCCUCCUCAAUCGGCACAGCCAGAAUACCAUGGUGGGCAACAACAUUACCAGGAGGAACACUACGUCCAACAGCCUCAGUACCAACCCGAAUAUCAACCUAAUUAUCAACAGCAUUAUGCUGGCGUUCCAGAAUCAGCUUAUGCUUACUCUGAGAUGGGAUCCGGCCCCCAGCAGUACUACCAUCCCCAAGUUUUAGAAAACAUCGAAGAACUACCCAAUCCAUCGAAUCUUCCAUUUCUCUCGUCCACAACUUCUCUUACCUCAUAUAAAAAGGCUGGAAAAUCAAAUUUGCAGCUUCAGGCGUCGAGUAUCAACGGUACGUCACUUAACCCCAUUGACCAUCCGGAAUACUUCUACAACCAAAUGUCAGGAAGCAACAUUUCGCCAUCGGGGACCACCCCGCAGAGCACGGGUCAAAACCCAAUUUUGCCACAUCACUUAAGACAAAGUGUAGUAAUGACUAACCCAGCCGAGCUAGCGUUCCCAAAAAUGCACAAGCCUGCCGGUUCGUUCAGAAACAUCAGUGCUGCAAAUUCCAGAAACAAUAGCAUGACUUCGCAGCACACAUUCCAGCAGUAUCAAUCGCAAUUAGCGCAUCAAAGAGUAAGUGGUAUACUGGAUGACCAUGACACUUUUCCACCCCCUCGUGUAGGCGGCAUUUUACCACACAGCGGAUCUCAUGAGGAGCUGAGAAAACAACUGGGCUCGUCGGAUAAUUACAAUACGUCAUGA